AUGGUCUUGGGCUUACUCCUGCGCGACGCCGAAGAGCGUCAGCUCUCGUUCGACUUUGAGCUGAUGCUCCCCGAAGACGGCGACGACCGCGCGCUGGACAGCCACCGCGACCGGCGCCACGGAGCCAUCGUCGGCGUUGGCGGGGCGACGUUCGGCCAGCCGAGUGUGAAGAAGGACUUUAAACGCGGGACAGUCGUCUGCCGCCAUUGGCUGCGGGCGCUGUGCAUGAAGGGCGACAACUGCGAGUUUUUGCACCAGUACGACAUGUCGAAGAUGCCCGAGUGUCGCUGGGGCAUGGAGUGCCAAGUGCCCGAGUGUCCGUUCCGACACGUGCCGGACGAAGAGCGCGUGGAAUGUGCGUUUUAUAAACAGGGCUUUUGCUCGCACGGGUCGAGUUGCCGGUACCGCCACAUCAAGUUGGCCCGCGACGAGUGCCCCGAGACGGCCGACUUUGCCCUCCAGAGCAAAGUCGCCGACGAAGAAAACGUCAAGCGCCGGAAAGCACAGCCCGUGAAUGAGUUUUUCAAGAUCGCUAUUUGCAAACAUUGGGAAAAGAUGGGGUCGUGUCCAUUUGGCGACGAGUGCCACUUUGCCCAUGGCGACAAGGAACUGCGGCCGUUUCCAAAGGGCGAGAAGGAAGAGAUGGAAGCGCGAGCGGCUCGACACGGUGGCGGCGGGCAAUAUGGACCCAGUGGACUGCCUGCUUUUCAAGGCGGCGAUCGACCCCAAGGAGGUCCGUCGAAAAUUGGUGGGGCCAAGCUGCCCGACGAGGGCAAGCAAGCCAAGUACUUUUUGCUCCAGUCGGCGAGUUAUCUCAACUUGGCGCACGCAGUGCAUCAUGGACGAUGGGCAGUGCCUGCAGACGUGCUGCAGUCGAUCAAGACGGCGUCCGAGACGUCGGAAGAGGUGUUUCUGCUCUUUGCCGUUGGACCGAGCAAGCAUUACCAGGGAAUCGCACGGCUGGGUAGCGGUGCACUGGCAAACGUGGAUUUAUCGAGUGGAGAAGACUUGUCAACUGGCAUUGUGCCGUAUGAAGCGGAUGGACGGUCGACAUGGUCGGGCGCGUUUGGCAUCGAGUGGCUUCGUAUCUGUGAGUGUCCGUGGGAACGACUUGCACAGUUCGAAAACAAAGAGCUCGCUGUGUCAGAGUGUCCGAACGGCCAGGAGCUUGACGUGGAUACAGGGCAUGCUCUCGUGCGCUUGUUGUCAAAUCAGCCCGAGAUCAAACUUCAUUACCGGUCCGUGGAAGAUGAACCCAAGCUUCCAGGAGGCGCAGAAGAACUUGCGACUCGCCGACGGGAGGCGGCAGAAAGCUUGUUUGGUGCGUCUAGUGGGCCUGGAUUCGGUGGACCUGGACCCGCGCGGAAGGUCACGAAGCCAGGGUUCGUUUUCUCGUGUACGACGCAGACGAUCGAUGAGUGUUUCGGCCGUAUGCUGUUUGGUCUGGCGAACGACAAGGAGGCGCUGGCCCAGCAGCAUCUGACUCCAGGCACCCCGUUGUUUUUGCUCAAUUUGUCGGACCAGCACCUUCUGGGUAUCUUUGAAGCCGUGUCUCCUGCCAUCGCGAACAUGAUUCCGGGUGCAUUUUGCCACGGCCCGAACAUGCCGUCGCCGUUUCCAGUGCAGACACGCUUUGUUGUCAUGCUGAACGCACCCGCUUUGCCCGUGUCGGACCCACAGAUCCAGGAAGCAAUUGGCGACAAAAGUGUCGACGUCGGUCCGCUCUCGUUGCGCGUGACACAACAAUUGGCAGAUGUGUUUGCGGCGCGCAGUGGUGCGCCAUUGAAUGGACCGCCAAUGGGUCCUGGAGGACCCGAGCGCUUUCGCAAUAAGCCAGGAUCAAGCGGCCCUGGGGGUAGAUCGAUGGGUGGCGGCCACGACGGGCCAAAAGAUCCCAAUGAGCCGACGUUCUUGCAGAAACUUGUGGUGGGUAUCGAAAACGAGAGCGAAUUUGGCGUCACGCGUCGCAUUAUUGGACCUGCUGGAUCAAACAUGAAGCGGAUCAGUGUAGAAGCCGGUGGCAAUGCCAAGAUUCGAGUCCGCGGUCGUGGUUCUGGGUCAAAAGAAGGGGGUCUCGAAGAUUCGGACGAACCAUUGAUGAUUCUAGUGUCCGCUGAGAACGAACGCAGCUUUCGCAUUGCGUGCACAUUGACGAGUGAGCUGCUUGCUGUGAUUCACCGUGACUACCAAAUGUUUCAACAGCGCGGUCCGCCCCAGCAUUUCCGAGGUGGCGGUGGCAACUUUGGUCGAGGUCCGCCUGGUCGAGGCCACCAUUAG
Molecule: messenger RNA, 2277 nt
Organism: Hyaloperonospora brassicae
Lineage: Eukaryota; Oomycota; Peronosporomycetes; Peronosporales; Peronosporaceae
Source: the annotation of a GenBank genome assembly